This is a messenger RNA of Eruca vesicaria subsp. sativa (arugula), 784 nucleotides long. The record is from the annotation of a GenBank genome assembly. NCBI's taxonomy places the organism in Eukaryota, Viridiplantae, Streptophyta, Magnoliopsida, Brassicales, Brassicaceae.
CCCUCUUCCUUUGCUGACUCAAAUCCUCCAAACUCCUAUAAAAUCUUGAAACUCCCAAAGUUUGUUUCUUUAUCAAUUUUCAAGAAACCCACAAGAAAAGAAUUAAAACACAUACUCGUACCAGUGUUCUUCGUUGGUGAGAGAGAGAUCACACAAAGCAAUCCGAGAGAUCAUUUACAUGGCAUCAUCCGGCCUUACUCGAUCAGGAAGCGCCCCGCGAUUCGAGAAGUGGAAGCUGUCAAAGAAAGACGGAUUCAACGGUGGUGGCUCCUCGAGGAUCACGCGUUCCUCGUCGGCGACCUCUUCAUUCUACAUAAACGGCGACAAGAAGAGACAUAAACAGGGGAGAAGCGCUUUCACGAGGAAGUGUGCGAGAUUGGUUAAAGAACAGAGAGCUCGCUUCUACAUCAUGCGUCGUUGCGUGAUCAUGCUUAUUUGCUGGAGAGAUAAUUACUCUGAAUCUUGAAAACCAAACAGAACAGAAGUCUCUCUUUGCUCUGUUCUGAAACAGAGGUAGAUAGAUAUACAUGUACAUAAAGGGUUCUACGUUCGUGUGGUUUCUGCUUAUUUAGAUCGGUUUAGGUUUUGUAAUUUGUAUGUCUCAGCCUUUGAUUCUGGAAAGAGGUCAUGUGCUUCAAGAUCAGUUUCUGUGUGCUGAAAUUUAACAAGAAAAAAAAAAGACAGAAAAGUUGUAUAAUACUAUAAUUCAAUAAAAAUAGUGAAGUAGCUUUGUGUUUGAACUUGUUUUUGUUGGUUGCUUUUCUUUUUCUUCAUGUUCAUUAAU